AGCAGCUGUACUACGGCGGCUAUCCGAGCCAUGCGGCUGGUGUGUUCAUCACCUUGUCCUCCCAACUCAUCGGAUAUGGCAUUGCCGGUCUACUCCGUGAUAUCAUUGUUCGCCCGACGAAGAUGCUCUGGCCCAUGACCCUCCCGAUCAGUAGCUUGCUCGAAUCGCUCCACAAGAACAAGCAGCAAUCCAAGGCCCGGUUGAAGGUUUUCUACAUCGUCUUCUUCAUGUUAUUCUUCUGGACAAUCAUCCCCGAGUACAUUUUCCCCGUGCUGGAGGGUGUGUCGAUUUUCUGCCUUGCAAACCAACACAGCCUGGUCUUCACCAACCUGUUCGGCGGCGCUUCCGGAAAUGAGGGUCUGGGUUUCCUGUCCGUGUCGUUCGAUUGGAAUUACAUUGCCUCGCUCGGAUCUCCUCUGUGGUACCCGCUGUAUGCGUUGACCAAUUCUUUCAUUGGCUACCUGGGAUGCAUCAUCCUCUUCAUGGGAAUCUACUACGGGAAUGUCUGGAAUUCUCAGAAUUUCCCCUUCCUCUCCCAGCUGUUGUUCACCAACAACUUCAACUCCACCUACUAUGACACCUACAACCAGACGCUGAUCCUGAAUCCUGAUUCCACCAUCAAUGAGGAGGCCCUGCGGCAAAACGGUGUGCCGUGGCUGACUGGAUCGUACCUGGCAAGCCUCAUCACAACGAACAUGGGCAUCACCGCGACCCUCACGCACAUGUUUCUCUGGAACUUUGAUGACAUCAAGGCCGGAUGGGAAUGGGCGGCCCCGAGCAAGCUCAAGAAAUGGAUUCAACCGUCCACGUAUAAAUUCUGGGCCAACCAGCAAUCUUCCGAGGAGCAACUGGAAGAGAAGCUAAACGACACCUCACUGGAUCCCCACUACCGGCUGAUGCUUCGAAACAAGUACGUUGAGACGCCUCAGUGGUGGUGGGGGGCAAUCCUCGUGGCCAGCUUUAUUGCCGGGAUCGUCUGUCUCUAUGCCAUGAAGUCGACGCUGCCCUGGUGGGGAUUCAUCAUCGCCAAUCUGCUGACGCUGCUCUUUAUGCUGUUCUUUGGCGCGCAGAUGGGAUUGACCGGGUUCCAGUUCAACAUCCAGCCGAUCUGCCAGAUGCUUGCGGGCUAUAUGUUCCCAAGGAGGCCAUUGGCGAAUGGGACAAGUCCUCGCCAAGGACCUGCGGCUUGCCCAGAACGUGCAUCUGUCACCGCGAUGUACUUUCUUCGUGCAAGUCGCCGGAUGCGUCAUUGGAGCGUUGUUCAACUAUCUCAUGAUGUUGACGGGACGAACAUCUGGAGUGGAGCGAACGUCCAGCAGUUCAACAGCUUAGCCAUCUCGUGGAGUAUUGCCAAGGACAUGUUCUCGGUCGGCGCUCGGUAUCAGUGGGUGACGCUCUCUUUCCUGCUCGGAUUUGCGGUCCCCAUCCCGUUCUGGGUUGCCUACCGGUUCUGGCGGAAGAAGAUCUUCGCCUAUCUCAACCUCUCCAUCAUCCUGUGGUACAUGGGUUGGCUGGUGACGGGCAUCAACGCGUCGUGUCUCAGCUACUUUAUCCUGGGCUUUGCCUCGCAGUGGUGGUUGCGCAAGUACCACCCGCACCUGUUCAACAAGUACAACUACAUCGUGUCGGCGGCGCUGGAUGGCGGCACGCAGGUCUGCGUUUUUAUCCUGACGUUCGCCGUGUUUGGUGACGGUGGCCCGCCGCACCCAUUCCCGUGCGUUCACCCCAUCCGUAUCCUAGAUGCCGUUCGCUGCAAGCAAUUUUUACUGACGAGUCUUACCAACAGGACCUGGGCUGGCAAUCCCGACACGACGAUCCACAACCUUGACUACUGCAUGGUCAACCCAGCCAACAACGGUUGA
Messenger RNA from Rasamsonia emersonii CBS 393.64, 1862 nucleotides. Its product is annotated as Peptide transporter MTD1. Gene Ontology annotation, molecular function: oligopeptide transmembrane transporter activity. Lineage: Eukaryota; Fungi; Ascomycota; Eurotiomycetes; Eurotiales; Trichocomaceae. The record is from RefSeq and is a predicted model, not a curated record. The annotation marks the transcript as partial. Gene Ontology annotation, biological process: transmembrane transport. The transcript has 5 exons.